AUGAACUCACAAUCGACACAGAACAAAAGAAGGUUGAUAUCAUGGAAUCCUCAUAUAACAAAUACAUUCAUUGUGGGAUCAAAUGAUAUACGUCUAUAUGAACUAAAGCAUAGGCAAAGUGGAAGUGGAGGUAACUCACUUAGCAAGGUGAAUAUGCCAUUAUCAUUCGACAUUGAAUAUCCACCCGAUGAUUGGACACCACAAGACAAGAAAUCAAUCGACCUCCUCAGCGUCAACAAUGACGUUCAAUAUCUAAAGUGCAUGGCAUGGAGUCCCGACCCUGCAGACCCAAACCUCAUCGCUUGUGGUCUGGUCAAUGGUAAGACUAUCCUCACCAGCUUCUCAUCAGUCAAGAGGAAUAUAAAGGAGUUCGUACCAAAGCAUAUAAGACCUUGCAAUACAAUUGCCUGGAAUCCAAUCAAUAAGACACACCUGGCCAUCGGUUUGGACAAGGUUCGAGGUGACUCCUCCACCUUGGUCUGGGACAUCAACUACCUUAACAGAGCUGCGACACACUCCUCAAGUGGACAUAUAGUUGUCGAUGCACCACAUGAAGUAUCACAACUAUCAGAGAACAGCUUCAAUACAAUGAACACAGAGCCUGUCGAGACUAUAUAUCAAUCGAUUGCAGAGUUUACAAUAUCUGAAGCGACAAUGUCUCUGGCAUGGAUACCAAACAAUCCAUUCUGUUUGAUCAUUGGUACUGGUGCAAAGUGGUUGCGCAUCUUUGAUAUUAGAGACCCAAACACGACACAGUCGGUGCCGGCACAUCAAAAGUCAGUCAAUGGCAUCAGCAUUGACCCAUUCGACAACAACAGGAUGGCUACGAUGAGUGAGGACUCCAUCGUCAAGAUAUGGGACAUGCGCAAGUUUGACGAUCCAGUCAUGACGAUCAACACCAACUACAAGUCAGUGCAACAGAUUGAGUGGUGUCCAACUCGCUCAGGUAUCCUGGCCACCAGUGGUCGCGACAAGAACUCCAUCAAGCUCUACGACGUCAAAGCUCCAGUCGAACAAGCCAGAUCCCCACGUCCCGAUCGCAAGAGUACCUCUGAUCAGAACCUUAUGUACAGCUUCAAGCCCACCAAGACACUGCAUGUUCAAGACAUCUCAUCAUUCUCAUGGCAUCCAAAGAAUGAGUGUAGGAUGCUCACUGUCUCGCAUCAAGGUGUUGUCGAGGUGAUCAAUGUAAACGAGAAUAUACCACUGGCCUGGUCACCAGCAGGUGACCUCUGUUUCUCAUUUGGCAUGCAUCUCAUUGAAGGACCGACAAAGGGCAACACAAUCGAGCCCAACCUUGCCGAAGAACGAUUCGCAAACCUGACAAACGAUGGAAGAUACAAUCGAGAUAUUUCACUGCUGAUGAAGGAGAGAGCAAAGACAGGAUACUCAGCCAACAUUGACGACAAUGUAAAGAUAUCGAGCAAGUUCAACGAGAAGGACAUCUUUUAUCUGUGGGGUUGGAUACAGCGCAUACCUCAACUACUGCAACAGUUCCAGAAGAAGAUUAUAGUCAAGCCUGCAGAGCAACUACAACUACAACAGCAACAACAACAACAACAACAAACAGAGGCCACCCAACCAAAGGACAACGAAUACAUUGGAAUAUAUAAGAUACUGCAUGAUCAGAAGACCUUUGCAUCACAGACGAUUGAACAGGUACAGAUUGGAUUCAAUACAUAUCUGUCAAGCCAGAGAGCACUUUGCUCGUUGAUAUGUGGAUGGGGAUUCUCUACCUCUAACCCAAUCGAAUCAACGCUGACGAUGCUCGAGCGAUCAGGUGACUUUGAGAAGGCGGCCGCGAUGGCCGUCUUCCAUCUGGAGAUCAAGAGAGCAGUGCAGAUCAUCCAUAAUGGCUGCAUGGUGCUCGCGACACAAGGCACACUCGCCGCCAAGGACAGAGAGACCAGUCUACGACUGAUGUCCUUUGCCCUGGCUGGACUUGGUGAUGGACCUGGCGCCAAGGUCAACUCAUUCUGGAAGGAGACAUGUCGUCAAACAGCCAAGAGCUUCUCCAAUCCAUACCUCAAGCUGUGUCUUGAUUUCCUCUCAAUCAAUGAGCAGCGAGAGUUGAGCAACAUUCUCGAAGAGUCAUCAGUGACCCUUGCCACCAAGGUUGCAUUUGCUUGCAGAUACCUUGAUUCACAAGAUCUCGUCUCAUUUGUUGACAAGAUGACUCUACAGGUGGCUGAACAAGGUAACCUGCAUGGCAUCAUACUGACAGGACUUUCAGUGCGUGGUAUCGAUCUACUUCAGCAGUACAUUGAUCGCACCAGCGACAUACAAACGGCGUGCCUGGUGGCAAGCCUGGUGGUACCCAAGCACUUCCACGACAAGCGAGUGCCUCGUUGGAUAUCAUUAUACAGUGAGCUGCUCGACACGUGGGAAUGCUGGCAUGAACGCGCCACCUUUGACAUCCACCGCAUAUCCUGGUCGGAGCCACCCACUUCGCAGAUCUUCGCCAAGUGCGGCUACUGCCAGAUGUCAUUCUCCUUUGAAUCAGUAUCGAAUGGCUCGAUGGCCGGUCGCAACCCGCGAGUCAACACGCGCUCCAAAGUGCCGUGCUGUCCACACUGCAAGCAGCCACUGCCGCGCUGCUGUCUCUGUCUGCUGCCGAUGAGCUGCAUGGUGCCGGGCAUCGAUUACAAGAAGCCAUCCAACCGCGAGUUCUGGACGGCUGGUGCCGAGCCCUUUGACGACUGGUUCACCUGGUGUCAGACCUGUCGCCACGGCGGCCAUGCGCGCCACAUCUCCGACUGGUUCAAAGACCAUCAACAAUGUCCUGUAACCGACUGCACCUGUAAAUGUUCAUCCAUCUAA
Molecule: messenger RNA, 2820 nt
Organism: Acytostelium subglobosum LB1
Lineage: Eukaryota; Evosea; Eumycetozoa; Acytosteliales; Acytosteliaceae
Exons: 9
Coding region: 1-2820 (939 amino acids)
Cellular component (GO): cytoplasm
Molecular function (GO): protein binding
Source: RefSeq, a predicted model, not a curated record